AUGGGCCUGAAAUGGAAGAAGAUGAUGGGGAAAUUGGACAGAAAUAGAAGAAAAAGAGGGGGUGAUAAGGAAAUGAAUGACUUUGAUUGUGGUGAUAGCACAGAUCCAAAGUGGAUGAAUGAUGGGCUAGAGGGGAGUGAAGAUGAAGAUAUAUUUGCUUAUGUUGAUAAAGAUGUGGGGGUAGAAACAAAUAUGGAUGUUGAGACAAACUUAGGGGUUGAAUCAAAUGUAGAAAAUGAACCAAAUGCUUCACGUUCUAAUGAAUGGUGUUCAGAUCAAUAUUUUGAGAUGCAUACUUUGUAUGGAUCAUCAGAUGAAGAGAAAUUCGAUGAUAGGUUUGCAGAAUUUAAUGAGGAUGUGGAUAUGGUAAAACCUAAACUAAAAGUGGGGAUGAAAUUUAAGAAUGCACAAGUUUUUAGGAAUGCAUUGAAGGAAUGGCAAGUGCACCAGAGAUAUGAUUUGAAGUGGGUUAGAAAUGAAAAUAAAAGGAUUACUGCAAUGUGUAAACAAGAGUGUGGUUUUAGAAUUCAUGCAUCCCUAAUGCAAAACGAAAGCACAUUUCAGGUCAAAAGCUUACAACCAGUUCAUUCAUGUGGUAGGACUUAUGACAACCAUCUAGUUACCUUAAGGUAUUUAUCACAAAAAUACCUUGAAAGAUUGAAGAAUUCUCCUAAUAUAGAUAUCUUAGCCAUGCAAAAGGACAUUCAUAGAGAACUAAUGGUUGAUGUAAGUAAGAGUCAAGUGUGUAAAGCAAAAAGAAAAGCAAAGGAAACAAUUGAAGUGGAUUUGAGGAAGCACUAUUUAGUGAUCAAAUUGGACAAGCCUAUAGUUGAAGAAGAUGUUGAUCAAGUAGAAAGGCCUAACAGACAACUUAGGCCUAUUUUGAAGAGGUUGUAUGUCAAACUAGAUACACAGAAGCAAGGUUUUCUCCAAGGUUGCAAGCUUGUUCUUGGGUUAGAUAGUUGUUUUUUGAAGAGCAUAUAUGGAGGCCAAGCCAUUGGUCUUGAUGGGAAUGACAACAUGUUUUCCAUUGUCAUUGCUGCAGUAGAGGUUGAAUACAAACAAAAAGGAUUAGUGCACACUGUUACACAGGUUUUGCCUAAAGUUGAGCAUAGGUAUUGCUUGAGCCACUUCUACACCAACUUGAAACAGAAGUUCAGGAGGAAAAAGCUAAAGGAAUUGAUGUGGAAAGCUACAAAGGCUAGGACAAACAGGGAGGUUGAUUAUCACAUGAAGAAGUUAGGGGAAUUGGACAAAGAAAACAAGCCAAAUGAGUGGUUGAUGCAAGAAAAUCCUAAAACGUGGGCCAGAUCUUACUUCAGCACAAGAUCCUAG
Molecule: messenger RNA, 1335 nt
Organism: Camellia sinensis
Lineage: Eukaryota; Viridiplantae; Streptophyta; Magnoliopsida; Ericales; Theaceae
Source: RefSeq, a predicted model, not a curated record